Molecule: messenger RNA, 1335 nt
Organism: Emericellopsis atlantica
Lineage: Eukaryota; Fungi; Ascomycota; Sordariomycetes; Hypocreales; Bionectriaceae
Product: aminoglycoside phosphotransferase
Exons: 5
Coding region: 430-1248 (272 amino acids)
Source: RefSeq, a predicted model, not a curated record
GUUGGUAUUAUUGUAUCUUGAGCGUAAGGAUUAACGAGAACUUAAAAAGGAAAGCCCGUUGGGUCUUCUAGGAUCGUCCCUGCUUUUGAGCGUCUGAUAUAAAUGAAAACCGGGCAUGCCCGCGUCGCAUUCAUAGACCGCUCUCGCGUCUCUCUCUCGUGGAUUGCAUCCAUCGCUGCUGGCUUGAGGACGUCUUGCACGAGUUGAGCCACACCCAAAGUUCCCAUCUGCUGCUGCGCUGGGCUCGAGCCGGAGGAAUCGUCCCGCCGCUUGCGGAUCCGUGUCUCAACAUCGUCAAGGAAGCUGUUGGCAGUCUCGCCAUCUCCAACGUGAAGUGUGACCGUGCCAAUCUGCGCACCGGGUCGCUCGGUGACUCCGCUGCGGCGAAGGGCAGAAGCGGGAGAUGGGGUUGUGACGCUGAGGCGUUCGAUGAUGCUGUUCUCGGUCAGCUCUCAGGAGCCCCAGCAGCUUCCUCGGGAGCACUGGGACUUUCUCCCCGAACUCCCUCUGUUCUCAGGGCCGACCAUUCCAAACAUUGGACGCCGCGAGGGCAUCAUGACCGCACUCGCCUAUUCCAUGUUGGGGACCUGUGUCCCGCGCGUCGUCAGCCUUGUCAAGGUCUCGGGGCUCAGUCGCACCAACCAGGGCCUUCGCGAGGCCGUCAAGGCGGAGCUCUGCCGUCUCCUCGUACGUAUGCGUUCACGCCGCUUCUCGUACUACGGACGGCCCACGCAACAGCCAUACGUCCUCUUCUUAGAACUUAGUCCAGGGGAGGAAUAUGCAUAUUGCGCCUCUCGCUCAGAGUGGGACGACUCACGUGUGCACGCGCUGCAGAAAAAUGCCCCGGACGCUGAACAUGCAGUCACCCUCGAGCGAGUACAGAGUGGCACCACUGGCGCAGGUGACUGGGGCCGUCCUGUCCUCACGCAUGGGGACUUGUCUGACCGGAAUAUCCUCGUGGGCCCGGACACCCUCGCGGUGACAGGUUUCAUAGACUGGGAGAUGGCGAACAUCAUGCCCGCUUACUUUGAGUACGUCGCAGCACGACUGUUUGGGGGCCAUGACCCUGCAUGGAGGAAGGAGUUGCUGGAUGUGCUGAGGUCUGUUUUGCGCUGCGAGUGCGAUACUAGGCGCCGGGAAGACCUACUACGUGAAACGACAGUUACGGCGGCGUGGGAUGCUGUUGUUGAUGUUGAGAGAAUCGCGCAACGAUAUAAUGAUGAUUGUUACUGGACUUUUGAGCGUUGAUGAAGUCGCGUUCCUCGAUUUUAAGGUAGCGAUUCUCACUAUGCAAUACCAAUAUGAUGGAUGCUACAUGCACCAUCUCCUUUGUGC